Messenger RNA from Drechmeria coniospora, 1515 nucleotides. RefSeq names its product Peptidase S10, serine carboxypeptidase. Gene Ontology annotation, biological process: proteolysis. The transcript has 2 exons. Gene Ontology annotation, cellular component: fungal-type vacuole. The coding region runs from base 1 to 1515 and encodes 504 amino acids. Gene Ontology annotation, molecular function: serine-type carboxypeptidase activity. NCBI's taxonomy places the organism in Eukaryota, Fungi, Ascomycota, Sordariomycetes, Hypocreales, Ophiocordycipitaceae. The record is from RefSeq and is a predicted model, not a curated record.
AUGCCGUCUUUCAUAUCGACCUUUGCCUGGGCCGCCGCCGUCUCGGCCGCCGCCGUGUUGCAGCAGACGGAGAUCACUUCGGGUCUCGGCCACAAGCACACGAUCCGCCGCGCUGACACCUUAUGGGACCAUGUCGUCCGCGGUGCCGACCUCGACAAAAGAAGCAUCGGGGGCGAUAGUGGUAAUUUCAAGAGGUACGAUGGACAGUUGGCAGGGUACAAUCUGCAUGCGAGGUCCGUCGAUCCCUCGAGCCUCGGCGUCGAUAGCGUGAAGCAGUACAGCGGCUACCUCGAUGACGAGGAGAACGAUAAGCACAUUUUCUACUGGUUUUUUGAAUCGAGAAAUGAUCCGGUCAACGAUCCGGUCGCCCUUUGGCUCAACGGCGGACCGGGUUGUUCGUCGAUGGUUGGCCUGUUUGACGAGCUUGGUCCUGCGUCCAUCCCCGAGGAAAACCUGAAGCCAGUCAGAAACCCUCACUCGUGGAACAGCAAUGCUUCCAUCAUCUUCCUCGACCAGCCUAUCGGAACCGGCUUCUCGUACAGCAGUAGCGGUAAGAACGUUAGCUCGACGGCAGCCGCGAGCAAGGACAUAUACGCCUUUCUCACCUUAUUCUUCCACCAAUUCCCCCAAUACGCGAAGCGGGAUUUUCACAUCGCCGGCCAGUCGUUUGCUGGACAAUUCAUUCCUGCCUUUGCCAGUGAUAUUCUUUCACACAACGAUUCCAACAUCAACCUAAAGAGCGUCUUGAUCGGAAACGGCUUGGUCGACCCCCUCACCCAGUACCGGUACUUUCGACCCAUGGCCUGCGGUGAGGGCGGCCAUGGUUCGGCCCUGAACCGGAGCGAGUGCGAGGAAAUGGACGAGGGGCUGCCGGAAUGUCAGAGACUCAUCAAGUCAUGCUACGACACCCUCGACUCGGCAAUAUGCUCGAGCGCGACCUGGCAAUGCAACAUGUCCCUCUUUCCGAUAUACGAGGGCUCCGGCCGCGACAUGUACGAUAUACGCCGCAAUAAGGGCGGUGGUAAAGGCGGCUACAGCAAGCAGUUCCUGAACUUGCAAAAUGUCAAGGAGACACUCGGCGUCAAGGUCGACCGCUUUGAACAGUGCAGCGACAGCGUCUACCACAACCUCGUGAAAGAGGGUGGCGAGUGGAUGAGACCUGCGCACCGGUCUGUCCCAAAGAUGCUCGAGCAGAUCUCCGUUCUCGUUUACGCCGGCGAUGCCGACUUUAUAUGCAACUGGCUCGGCAACCGCGCGUGGGUCAACGAGCUCGACUGGCCCGGUAAGGUCGCCUUCAACGAGGCGCAAGACAGUGCUCUCCGGACGGGGCCGGCCAAGGCCCCCUACGGACGCAUCAAGACGGCGCAGAACCUGGCCUUUGCCCAGGUCCAUCAGGCCGGCCAUAACAUUCCGGCCGACCAGCCAGAGGCGGCGCUCGACAUGUUCAACAGAUGGAUCGGCGGUGAGUGGUUCGAGAAUAAGCGAACGAGCCUGACGAGGAGGCAUGGACGGUAG